AUGACGGCAGAAGAAGCACUCCAACAGGACGGAACGAUCAGGGCCUUGGAAGAAGGGCUCAAGACCAUCAUCUUCACUGUUGACAACAUUGUCAGUCUGAAUUACGGCAUUGACUUUUACGUCGAUCAAGUGGAGACGGAGAAAAUCGACCCCUCGGCAAGUCCUACCACGGCCGGACUCGACAACCAGAGCUUCAACUUCGCAGUAAGCUGGCGUUCCUAUCAACGGAUUCGCACCGUCUUCCAGUACACAUUCGUCUGCGGGGGCGCUGUGCUAGCCAUGGCGAAUGUCCUCUACAUCAUUGCAAGAAAAGAGAGGUGGACCAAAGGUGCCGUUCUUCGUGUCAUCUUCAACUUCCUCAUCGCCCUAGGAUUGGGUCUCGUGGCCUGCGUUUCUCAGAACACCAUGGGCUUCUUCAAUUACCACACCAGCACCUGGAUCCUGCCGACCUUUGUUUUCGCAUACCUGCUCGUUUUCAUCGUGAACCAUCUCACAGGGGAGCGGCGGAUGGUUAGUGUAAUUGCUGGCGGCCUCAGGAAAGGAAAACGACAGAUCAUGCCCUUGAAACGGCGCAGCAAAGCUAAAGAAAACAUGAGGGAGGUUGACGAGGAACGGCAUAAGAGCGCUUCAACUACCAAUUCAAUUGCCGUCGUAGCAACGGCAAGCCCCUGA
Verticillium alfalfae VaMs.102 is the source of this 672-nucleotide messenger RNA. RefSeq lists its product as hypothetical. Bases 1 to 672 code for a protein of 223 amino acids. The record is from RefSeq and is a predicted model, not a curated record. The transcript has 2 exons. NCBI's taxonomy places the organism in Eukaryota, Fungi, Ascomycota, Sordariomycetes, Glomerellales, Plectosphaerellaceae.